Molecule: messenger RNA, 3928 nt
Organism: Nasonia vitripennis (jewel wasp)
Lineage: Eukaryota; Metazoa; Arthropoda; Insecta; Hymenoptera; Pteromalidae
Gene: aralar1
Product: calcium-binding mitochondrial carrier protein Aralar1
Exons: 18
Coding region: 380-2467 (695 amino acids)
Biological process (GO): malate-aspartate shuttle; L-glutamate transmembrane transport; aspartate transmembrane transport
Molecular function (GO): L-aspartate transmembrane transporter activity; calcium ion binding; L-glutamate transmembrane transporter activity
Source: RefSeq, a predicted model, not a curated record
AUGUUCGGCAGUUCGGCUCGCGCAGUAGCAGUUCGUCGUCGCGCGACCCAGUGUACAGCAGCAUCACAUCAGGGAGGCUCGCGUACUUUGCUUUCUCUUCUCUCUCUCGCUCGCCUCGCCGCCCUGAUCAAGCCUCUUUCGUGCACCGACGAGCCCUUCGACGGUUAAACUUCUCCCGGACACCUGUACCGCAUCGCAGCAAAAGUAGUUGCCACUUGUUCCGUUCGACAGUGUGAGUUUAGCUAAAUUCGCGAGCCGGCGUCGCGUGUGCUCUAUAUACCCAGAUAGCGCACCCAUAUAUAAAGGAAACGAGUGAUCAGUGCAGUGUUUGCCCUGUGAUUUACGAGAGAAGAGUGGCCGAGCACAACCGAACCUGGGAAUGUUGAGAGACCUGAUAGUCGUCGGUGCGUCCACUCAAGAGGGUCCCGGAUAUCUGAAGCGCGCUAACAGCGAACGUCUUCAUGAAAUCUUCAACCAGUAUGCCACCAAAGAAAAGAAUGGAGAGAAAUUUAUGACCCCGAGUGACUUCGUACGAAGUUACCUUGGCUUCUAUACUGAUUCGGGCUUUAAUCCCGACUCGGUUGCCUUACUCGCUGGAAUCGUCGACACUGAUAAAGAUGGACUCAUCUCAUUUGCUGAGUUUCAAGCCUUUGAGGGCCAGCUCUGCGUGCCAGAUGCCCUCUAUAAGACGGCCUUCCAGCUGUUCGACACAAAUGGAAAUGGAAUGGUUACGUUUGAUGAGUUCGUUGAGGUGAUGCGCAAAACCGUGUUGCAUCAAAGGAUGCCUUUCAACAUGGACAGUAGUUUUAUCAAGCUGUACUUUGGCAAAGAUAAAAAAAGACUCAUCAGUUACGCAGAGUUCAGUCAGUUCCUUCACGACUUCCACGAGGAAUACGCGAUAGAGGCCUUUAAGAAGUUCGACAAAGAUGGCUCGGGCUUCAUUUCGGCAAUGGAUUUUCAAGACAUUAUGCUUAGCAUCAAAAGUCAUCUGCUGACAAAAGAUGUCAAGGAUAAUCUUGUGGCGGCGUUAAGCAUAGGGCAAACCGGGAGAAACGUCAGUUUUCCAUAUUUCAUGGGCUUUAACUCGUUAUUAAACAAUAUGGAGCUUAUAAAACGAAUCUACCUUAACGCAACGAAUGGACAUAGAUUCCAAGAAGUCACUAAAGAGGAAUUCUUACACUCAGCGCAAAUGAUGUCUCAAAUUACUCCGCUCGAGGUCGACAUUCUGUUUCAUCUUUGCGAUCUUCUUCAUCAUACUGGAAUCAGCGCGAACGAGGAAUCGGAGCAGGUUGGCUUUGGAAAAAUUGUUUACAAUGACCUAGUAGCAAUUACACCGGAGCAGUAUUUUAAACAGAUUACUAAAAGAUUAGCAGAAAUCAAAGCUGUAUCGAGCCCAGAAGAAAGAGGCAUAUUAGUUCAAAUCAUGGAGAGCGGUUAUCGAUUCGUUUUAGGUUCCAUUGGUGGAGCUGUGGGAGCGACAGCAGUCUACCCGAUUGAUUUAGUGAAGACUCGUAUGCAAAAUCAGCGUACUGGAUCUUUCAUUGGGGAACUGAUGUAUCGUAACAGCUUUGACUGCUGUAAAAAGGUAAUACGCCACGAAGGUUUCUUCGGAUUGUACAGAGGGUUGGUGCCGCAGUUAAUGGGCGUUGCCCCCGAGAAAGCUAUUAAGUUAACGGUCAACGACUUCGUGCGUGAUAAGUUCAUGGACAAGAACGGGAACCUGCCUCUCUUUGGUGAGAUAACUUCAGGUGCAUGCGCUGGUGCUUCGCAGGUCAUUUUCACCAAUCCUCUGGAGAUUGUCAAGAUCAGAUUGCAGGUAGCUGGUGAAAUUGCUGGUGGACAGAAGGUUAGAGCGUGGGCCGUCGUUAAGGAACUUGGACUCUUUGGUUUGUACAAAGGUGCAAGGGCUUGCCUUUUGAGAGACGUUCCAUUCAGCGCUAUUUACUUUCCUAUGUAUGCUCAUGUCAAGACGAGAUUCGCUGAUGAGGGUGGUUACAAUACACCACUAUCUCUAUUAUGCGCUGGUGCGAUUGCUGGUGUCCCAGCUGCGGCGCUCGUUACUCCAGCUGAUGUGAUAAAAACUAGAUUACAGGUUGUCGCACGUCAAGGCCAAACGACUUACAAUGGUCUUGUAGAUUGCGCACGUAAGAUUUACCAGGAAGAAGGUGCAAGGGCAUUCUGGAAAGGAGCAACAGCUCGAGUAUUCAGAUCGUCGCCCCAGUUUGGAGUCACGCUCUUCACUUACGAAUUAUUGCAAAGGCUAUUCUUUGUCGAUUUUGGAGGAUCGCGACCGGCGGGUUCUGAGCAUCAGGUACCUGCUAUGGGUGCUGCAGACGACAUGCGAUCAUCGAAUCCGGAUCACAUAGGAGGCUAUCAAGUUGCUUUGCCAAUCUUCACUGGCAUUGAGAGCAAGUUCGGCUUGUGCCUGCCGAGGUUCCAGGCUGUCACCACGACAGUGAAACCAUAACAACAACGCUGGUGGCUCUUUCGAAGUGACCCACAGCGUGAAUCCUAAAUAAGAGCUCCUUGUAAUUUUGCGAGAAAAAACUCACGUCAAAUCCAUACUUUUUCCUUCGUGACUGAGACACGCUAAACAAGACUAGUAGAGGAGGGAACUGCGUAGGUGGCGUAACUCAUGGAAUGAAGGAAAUAUUAUCAAAGCUGAAGAACUUGAACUAUAUAAAUUUCCAAUCCUCUCACACUACGAGAAAUCGUCCUCGACGAGUGAUAUAAUCUAGCCAAUUGUGCACAGAGGUGCCUGUCUUCGUACAUACCUCGUUUAUCACUUUUUAUGUUGAUUUUCGAAAACAAAAUUAAACCAAGAAACAAACAAAAAGACUCGUCGUCACUUUAUAUAGAUAGGUAUAUAUAAAUACUGAAGAUAUAUAAAAAAAAAUUAUAAAAUCGUUACCUCCCGACUUGUACAUAUGUAUAAUGUAUAAUAAGUGGAUACGCGUACGCGCGCGAGAAAAGAGCGAGAGUGAGAGAGAGAGAGAGAGAGAGAGAGAGAGAGAGAGAGAAAGAUAAAAAAGAGUGAGAAUGAGUGAGACAUUGAAAGAAAGCGCACAUGCUUAAGCUCUUGAUGAAAAUAAGGAGAGCGAGGCGCUGUGACCAAAGAGAUAUUUUUUGCAAGUUUCGUCGGGGACAUUAUUUGUAUCUUAGAUAUGGCGCGCUGAAUGUGUAUAGUAUUUAUAUAUUCGAAAGUAAAGCUGGUUCUUUUCUCUUUUGCCGUCAAGUUUUAUUAGAGUACACGAAAAAGCGUAUUUCCAUUUUCCACGAAAAGUUUCGUUUUUCAAUUUUUUCUUCGAUAUCGAUAUGCGAAUAAUGCAAUUUAAUGGAUGUGAGAAAUGGAUUUUGAAGUAUCGGAUCCAUGAAUUAUACAUGCGAUUUUGUGAUUUGAAUCUGAUACUCUUGCAAAUCUUCAAUCAGAAUUCCGUAGUUCUUGAUAUUUAACAUUUGAAGUAGAUUUUGCAUUAGAAAACCUUUAAACAUUCGACAUUUCUAACUCCGUCCCCUUGAAGACGCAAACGCAUAAGAAAAAUGAAAAAAAAAAUAAACUGUCGUCAGAUCAGUGGAUGUCAAAGCAUAUGUCGCGUCAGCUUGCGCGAUGAGUUAUGUACCUCGUGCGGUCCUAAUUACAAAUCGUUGCACGAUGAAAGAGAAAGAGAUAUGUAUAUUAAGAAGUCUCCCUUUUUUAGGCGAUCGUAUAUAUUUUUAGACGAUACAUGAUAUAUAAUAUGUCAUAUGGUUGCGCAUAAUUGACCAAAAUGAUGCAAGGUCGCGACGAAAAUGUGUAGAAAAGAAAAAACUAUUGUCGAAUGUAGGUCUGCUCAUUCUUUGUUUUAAACUUAAGCUGGAGCUGUUUUUCUUUCUCUCUUUUUUUAAGAAAAAAAAAGAAUUGUAAUAAAUGAUUAUGCAAAUUGUUUAA